UUUUCAUCCUGGGGGAAGGGUCCGUGGAGUUUGAGGGGAGAUGGAGGAGAUGGCGGCCUCGGCGCGGGAAGAUGGCGCCCGCGGCCAAAAGCAAGGGCGGCGGGGCUGCAAGCACUAUGACAGAGGAUGUCUCCUGAAGGCACCUUGUUGUGACAAACUUUAUACUUGUCGGUUGUGUCAUGAUAACAAUGAAGAUCAUCAGCUAGAUCGCUUUAAAGUAAAGGAAGUGCAGUGCAUAAACUGUGAAAAAAUCCAACACGCCCAACAGACUUGUGAAGAAUGUAGCACAUUGUUUGGAGAAUAUUAUUGCAGUAUAUGCCAUCUUUUUGACAAAGACAAGAAGCAGUAUCAUUGUGAAAAUUGUGGAAUUUGUAGGAUUGGUCCAAAGGAAGAUUUUUUCCAUUGUUUGAAAUGUAACUUAUGUCUAGCUAUGAAUCUCCAAGGAAAGCACAAGUGUAUUGAAAAUGUUUCCCGGCAGAAUUGUCCAAUAUGUUUGGAGGACAUUCACACAUCCCGUGUUGUUGCUCAUGUCUUGCCGUGUGGACAUCUUUUACAUAGAACGUGUUAUGAAGAAAUGUUGAAAGAAGGCUACAGAUGUCCAUUAUGUAUGCACUCUGCUUUAGAUAUGACUAGGUACUGGAGACAGCUGGAUGAUGAGGUAGCACAGACUCCUAUGCCAUCAGAAUAUCAGAACAUGACUGUGGAUAUUCUCUGCAAUGAUUGCAAUGGGAGAUCUACUGUCCAGUUCCAUAUAUUAGGCAUGAAAUGUAAUAUUUGUGAAUCUUACAAUACUGCUCAAGCUGGAGGAUGUAGAAUUUCACUAGAUCAGCAAUGACCAGCGUUUAUUACACUGGAAAACUCAGCAUUUUCUGAUCUAGGAAAAGGCUAUCUUUAGUAUUCUGUUGUCAUAAUGUGUCAGAAUCUAUGCAUUAGAGUUGAUGUGUUUUGUACUAGUGUCACAGCAAAAAAUCAUACUACAAGUACUUAAGGAUUCAGGGUCUCUUUGUAGAAUUGUCAUAGCUCUAUAUUGGAUGAAAGCCACUGUGCUUGUGUUUUGAUUGGAAAUUCCUUUAGUGUCAGUUUGGAAGCCAAUGAUGUUUGCCACUGAAAUUCACAUCCAUAGAAGUAUGUUAUACAUUCAUGGAACUUCGCUUUAAGUGACACUCUGCACGCAGAAUUCAUUUCUAGUUCUUGAUAGAACUGCACUUACUUCUCAGUAUUAUUCUUGACUUUUUAAGGGCUGUGCUAUAAUGAGAAUAUGUUGUAUCUUACUGUUGAAAUCUUAUUACAUAUACUUUAGAAUUUUCUAAGACAGUCCUUUGGAUCCUAUAAAUGUGAAUUUUGAUGUAAUAACUGCUAAUAAAAUUAUAUUGAAACAGUG
This is a messenger RNA of Felis catus (domestic cat), 1381 nucleotides long. It is a transcript of the gene RCHY1, whose product is annotated as ring finger and CHY zinc finger domain containing 1. The transcript is spliced from 9 exons. The coding region runs from base 41 to 835 and encodes 264 amino acids. Gene Ontology annotation, biological process: ubiquitin-dependent protein catabolic process; protein ubiquitination. Gene Ontology annotation, cellular component: nucleus. The record is from RefSeq and is a predicted model, not a curated record. Gene Ontology annotation, molecular function: ubiquitin protein ligase activity; zinc ion binding. NCBI's taxonomy places the organism in Eukaryota, Metazoa, Chordata, Mammalia, Carnivora, Felidae.